AUGAACCUUAUUGGAAUACUAGGGUUUGCUAUUGCAGUGGUGGCCGCGAACCAAAAGGCCAUUCGGGUGAGCCCCACCGUUUACGCUACGUUACCUCCGUUGCCCAGUUUAAGCAGGGUUAGUGAAAGUACAGGCGGGAGUGCUAGUAUUAGUAUAACCACAAAAGCUAGUGUUGGUUACGUGGAACAGUUUCUUAAUUACCAGCAAGUCACCAGCCAGUCGGUUCCACUAGGGUUGAAAACGAAAAUUAAGAAUUACGGAGACUCCUUAUCAGACCCUCAUGAUUUAAAAUCAUUUACUCAGCAGAUUGUGGGCAAUGGCAAUGACGAUGAUGAUUAUGACGAUUACUCUUAUAAACGAUACGGGGUUGCACCAGCUAAUGAAAACAAAUUGAAAAAAAUCGAUAUCAGCGAUUUCAUCGAGUACCUUAUUAAUGAAAAGGGCUUUGAUGCCAAAGAUUUGCAAUUUUUGAAAUCAAAAAAUUUAGAUCAUGGCACCGAGGAGAUUGAGAGAGAGUUGAAUAAAAUUAAGAAAAGAAAGAUGAAAUAA
This is a messenger RNA of Hyphopichia burtonii NRRL Y-1933, 549 nucleotides long. It is a transcript of the gene PGA46, whose product is annotated as Pga46p. Bases 1 to 549 code for a protein of 182 amino acids. The transcript is spliced from 2 exons. The record is from RefSeq and is a predicted model, not a curated record. NCBI's taxonomy places the organism in Eukaryota, Fungi, Ascomycota, Pichiomycetes, Serinales, Debaryomycetaceae.